Suillus subalutaceus is the source of this 612-nucleotide messenger RNA. RefSeq lists its product as uncharacterized. The coding region runs from base 1 to 612 and encodes 203 amino acids. Lineage: Eukaryota; Fungi; Basidiomycota; Agaricomycetes; Boletales; Suillaceae. The record is from RefSeq and is a predicted model, not a curated record. The transcript has 4 exons.
AUGCAUUUGCAGGUCAAAGCUCGUGUACCAUUGUUUCGUGGUGAUCUCAAGGACAACGCUUGCAACCAAGUCACUGCCUACCUUCGUUUAGGAUCCGAUAGCACUGCCUCUGCUAAACUUUUCAUCGAUAACCACAGUUACCACUAUUCCAUGCAGUUCGGCGACAAUGAUGUCCCGAAACCGGUGCGAAACAAACCUUACCAGGGUGAUAUCAUGGUGCACCUUAUGAAAGGUCGCUAUUUCAACGGACUGAAGUCGGUUGGUGUCGUAUUUGCACACAAAUUUACUGAAAUCGCGAAGAACAAAGCUGAACGGCCUGAGGUCUUGAUUCCUAUGGUCGCUUUGACCAGCACUUCGGUGUACGCGGCACUCUUUUGGAAGGCCCAGGGCUCUCCGCCUAAAUUUAACUUCACAGGGAAUCAGUUUAGCGAAGUCUACGUGUUCCAUGUGCAAUUUCUCGAGGAUCUGAAGAAGAACGCACCACAGAAAUUCCACAAACUCAUGGCGGACAUUUUUGCUGCAAUAGAUGGUCUCACGCAUACCAAGAAGGCUGGUACGGAUUCGAAAACUGAUGCACUUGCAUUCCUCGAUCUUGAUGGGAUGGAUGAGUAG